GCUACGAGAAAUUCGAACAUCGACAAGUUACGGCGAUGACGUGAUUAGUAGGUUGGAGCGUCAGUUGCGAUCGACCAGCCAAGUGUUACUAUACAGGGGUUCUUGCAUCCAUUCAGAGACUUGGGCGACCGACAGCCGAGCUUCCAAGAAGUCCCUUGUCUUGAUAUUUGCGGGGGAGCCAUAGGGGUCCUUGGACUAGAAUCUAGGACCGCGUCUAUUUCCGUCCCUAAGCGGAAUUCUAUAGGCGACAGCCAAUAAGAAUUGAUAUAGGCCCAGCGACCGAGCAUCUCGGAGACCAGUAUUCCCUGUCAGCUCAUUAUCAUCAGCUAUGUGAGAAAGUAUGGGUUUUGCAUGUAACCCCCUUUCACGUUUAGACGUUGAUAGUGAACUGCGACAUCGCUGUGAGAAGCGACGCCAUCGGAAAAAAGGACAGACGCCUUUAUGACUUCGUAGGAUGGUUUAUAUAGCUACUAAUAUACCUCGACUUUGUUUUGGAAUUUCUUUUCUUUUCUGUUGUGAGGUUCCAGAGAAAUAAGGGGCCAUGAAAGGCUAUCUAAGGUAUUCAGUACUUAGAGCGUAACAUUAUAGAAAUAUCUAUACACAACUCAAUUAUUAUGGCUCCAGGAAAAAGGCCCAACUUUCUUAUCGCUUUGGCCGAUGAUCUGGGCUUUUCAGAUGUUGGGUCAUUCGGCGGCGAAAUAAACACGCCCAACAUCGAUAAUAUCGCUAAGAAUGGGAUCCGAUUUACGGAUUUCCACGCGGCGGCAGCGUGCUCGCCAUCCCGAGCCAUGAUAAUGACCGGCACGGAUCACCACAUCGCCGGGCUCGGAAAUCUAGUCGAAUGGACUAAUAUAUCCGGCCAGAACGACCCUAAUGGAACAAUGUCGACGGCAGUCCAGCGUGGCAUGCCCGGGUACGAGGGAUACCUCAACGAACGGGUGGUUGCGCUACCUGAGCUACUCCGUGACGCGGGUUACCUGACUCUCAUGUCAGGGAAAUGGCAUCUAGGCUUAACGCCGGAACGAAGCCCGAAAGCUCGAGGUUUUGAGAGGAGCUUUGCACAUCUACCGGCGUGUAGUAAUCAUUAUGGAUACGAGCCCCAGUUAGAGAGCAUGGAUCAAAUACCAGAGUUCAUGACAAUGAGCUUCAUCGCCCUCCACAGCGAAGACGGCGAGUAUGUUAAGAAACUACCUGAGGGGUGGUAUUCUUCAAAUGGAUACGGCGACAAGAUGAUACAAUACUUAAAAGAUUGGAAGAAAAACAAGGAUGAGCGACCGUUCUUCGCCUAUCUCCCAUUCACUGCCCCUCACUGGCCUCUCCAGGCUCCUCAGGAAUACAUCAAGAAGUACCGCGGGGUGUAUGACGACGGCCCCGAUGCUCUCCGUCUGAAGCGUCUCCAACGCCUCAAAGAUCUCGGUAUGGUCCCUCAAGACGUCGAGCCGCACCCAGUUGUAGCCGAUGAAGUUAAACAGUGGAAAGACAUGAGCGACGAAGAGCGAGCGAACUCGUGCCGCGCAAUGGAGUCUUUCGCCGGUAUGGUAGAGUGUAUCGACGCCAACGUCGGGAAGGUUGUUGAUUAUCUUGAGGAAAUCGGCGAGCUGAAUAACACUUUCGUGUGCUUCCUCUCCGACAAUGGUGCCGAGGGCGCCGCCUACGAAGCUUACCCCAUAGUCCAAAGCACCAUGCUUCAGCACCUGAAGAAAUACUACAACAACCACAUCGACAACCUCGGAAACAGCGAUUCAUUUAUAUGGUACGGGCCGAGAUGGGCACAGGCUGCCACGGCACCAAGUAGACUAUACAAGGCAUACACAACCGAAGGCGGCGUCCGGGUUCCGUAUAUGAUGAAGCCCCCAGCGAGUUUCAAUGGGCAAUUCGAACCGGGAAGCAUAACGCACCAGUUCGCGACCGUAAUGGAUCUUGCCCCAACGAUCCUCGAGAUGGCUGGCGUCAAGCACCCGGCGCCGACCUACCAAGGCCGAGAAGUCGUCUCCAUGCGAGGCAAGUCGAUGGUCCCGUACCUGGAAAAGAAGGCGGAAAGCAUCCAUGAGAAAGAAUUUAUCAAUGGAUGGGAGACGUGCGGACGAGCGGCAUGCCGCAAGGGCGACUGGAAGAUCGUCUUCAUUCCCAAGCCCAAGGGCCCCGAGCGAUGGCAACUCUACAACCUCGCGAAGGACCCCGGCGAAGUGCACGAUCUAGCGGAGCAAGAGCCCGAGAGGCUUAAGGAGUUAGUGAAGCUUUGGGAUCAGUAUGUGUUGGAGACGGGCGUAAUACCGCUCUCCCCGGACCUGGGAAAUUGGAUGGCCGCUAUGGAGGAGCAGAUGCCCGAGAACGCGUGGAUCGAGUACGAAUACUGGAAAGAGGGUGCCAGAGAUGACCCUGCAAAAUUCACGAAACAAAUUCCCAGGUUCCAAGGGCAGGUUAAAGCUAUCUGAGCGGGAGUUAUAAACUGCGCUGGCGGUUAUCGAAAUAACUUGAACGAGUCUAUGACAAGGUCAACCAUCAAGCAGCAAAGUUUCAACAAACCACGAAUAUUAUGUAGAGCAAUAGAUACCUACCAAACCUAACUUAGCAAUUAUACUUCUUCCA
This is a messenger RNA of Daldinia caldariorum, 2589 nucleotides long. Its product is annotated as alkaline phosphatase-like protein. The record is from RefSeq and is a predicted model, not a curated record. The coding region runs from base 615 to 2435 and encodes 606 amino acids. Lineage: Eukaryota; Fungi; Ascomycota; Sordariomycetes; Xylariales; Hypoxylaceae. The transcript has 2 exons. Gene Ontology annotation, molecular function: arylsulfatase activity.